AGAUCUGAGCAUCACCAAGUGACGGCAAACAUCCUAAUCCCUUGAUUCUGUCCAGCUACGUGGCCCCCAUUUGCAUAUUUUUAAAGUUUGGCCCAAGUUACGUGAAACACCCGUGCAUCAGCCAAAAACUGACGCGUGCGUGGCAGAAACGCAGCCUGCUUGCGCGUGCCAAUAAGUCGCGAGCCCCUUAUCAAGCACGCAGCUAUACUUCCUUUCCUUGUCGGAUGCGCUAUGCGAGCGCGUGUGCGUCCGGAUACCAAAUGCAAUCGCUGUCAACGCCGCUUGUUUACGUAAAGUUGGCACCACGCUCGACGUUUGAUCCUGGCACAUCUGCAUUUGAGAAGCUUUUUUCUUCGCUGUAAAGUCGCCAAGAAGUGCUGCAUCCGGCGGGUGUCGACAUUUAAGGGACCCGUAAAAACGAUCGAGAUUCAUCAGGCACAAGUUUGCCAGUUGCCGACCACCAAGUCCCUCGCAGAGUGAGACACCCCCCCAGCCACCGCCAUGAUCUUCGGCAUCAUCUUGGGCAUCGUGCUGUUCGUCAUCAUCAGCAUCUCGCUAAUCGGCCUGUACGUGGCAUUCAAGCGCUUCUGCUCGGACACAAAGGACUAUGGCAUGAUCAACGCCAAUUCAACCAUCAAGCACGGUCGUCUGUACCCGGUGCUCAACUACAAGGACUGCGACGACGACGGGCCCGGGGGUUCGGGCUCGACCACGCAGUGCCUGGACAACCACGACCUGGACGUGCCUGACAUCAAGGUGCCCGGAAGUCCCGGGGCCGACCACCACGAAGACCUGAGCUGCAUGCCGCUGACGGGGGAGAAAGAGCCGGACUACGCGACGCCCGUAAGCCUCACGAAACCGUACGGUGCACCUCCGUCGCCGUCGCAGAACCACCACUCCACCGAGGCCUCCGCCGCUGCUGCCACGUCUUCGACCUGGAAGCCGCCUGAGGAACACAGCACCGUAAGCCACGUCAACGAGGGCUUUCACGGAGGUCCAUCCGAGCCUUCCAGUGGUGGCGGCGCUGUGUUCGGAGGAGCCCGUGCUGCCGUUCACAAUUCUGACGAAGACGGGGAGGAGUGAAUCAAAGUUUCUUACAAAACUUACUGGAAGGAACUCUGGCGAUCCGUUCGUCUAGGGGGGCCAUUCUGUAAGUGUCCACUUAAUGGAUAUGUCCAUUUCGUCUGCUGCUAGAGUGCUGAUUGGCAGGGGCGCCUGCCUCCUUCUGACACGUACCCCAGCAACCAAUCAGAACUUCAGCAGCAGACGAAAUGUCUACUAAGUGGACACUUACAGAAUACUGCGCCCCCCCCCCCCCCCUACCCGGGCCGAUGCUACGGGAAUAACGGUUAGUACUUGGAUUUGUCUAAUAUUCGUCCGUGUGGCUUCAAAUCAAAUCAAAUGAAAUCAAAUUUUAUUUCGUUCCUUUAACGUCAUCUUUAUUGCGCUUUACCUUUCUAAGUUUCUAAAGCACUCAUCGUUUUCUAAACACACCAAGGCGAUUCGCCACUGCGCCCUUGCGUAAUCAUUGCGAAUUGUUGCAUUUGUAACGCACUAUGUUGUUGAAACUGGUCAAUUUGCGAAGUCACAAAGCCGUUUGAAGCCACAAGGACGAAGCUUAGGCAAAUCCGUCUACUGCCCAUCAUUCCCGUGCUGGUCGAGCCGCCAUGUUUGCAGCUCCCGUCGACACCAGCGCCUGAGUUUACUCUAGUUAUUUUUGUGGGAAACUCUGUAUGGAGUGAAUAGUUCAUAAACUCUCGGGAGAGUGCGGGGUUGCGAAGUACUGGGCGUCGUUCAAUUCCGCCAGAUUGUCGAAUUCGCCAUCUUGCUAGUUCUGAUUGUCUCGCAGGGCUGCUACAGCCUCUCUGAUUGGCUCAGAACGCCGCCAAUACAGAAUUUGACAGUGCUCAGAAUGAAACCGCGCGGGGGCAGCCACGUGACGUUCCACGGAUAACGUAGUUGUCACGUGAAGUUUCAUUGGCCGCAGGGUUGUUUCUUUGGUUCUAUAAUACCCACAACUGAAAAAAAAAAGUUUAGGCAAUGGCGUAGUUUGUAACGAUUAUUUUCCUUUGAUGCUAAUUCUCUUCAUAUCAUCCACUGUGACGUCAGUGCGGCGGCUUGCGAGCCAAUGCCGGAGAGAGAAGCGCGCGGAAAAAGGAAAUAAAUCGCUACAAAAACACGGCACCGCCGCAAAGUAGUGAUUUUUCGACACACACACACACACACAUACAGGGUGUUUCAGCGAACACUUUCAAAAUUUAAUUAAGGUUGCCUGUGGCAGAUAGCCCAAUUCUAGUUAAUGAGCUGGUCUACUCGAAGAGGCGGACAUUACUUGCACAAAAAUUGAAAUGCAUAAUCGACUAAUUAACAAACAUUACUCAUUAAGUUUUUAACUAAUUACCUGAUGGCCCAUAUUGCAAUUUACAAAUUGUAGCAGUGGAGCUCGCAAGACGGAUCCACUUAGAAUUAAUUCUCAGGAUGACACCAGUUUCGAGAUAUUAACUCCCGAACUUUGCGGAGAAAUGCAUUGGCGUUCCAGUUAAUUUUGUGCUUCAGUGCAAAAAGCGACGUUUUGUUAAGAACCUAACUGGAACGCCAAUGCAUUUCUCCGCAAUAUUCGGGAAUUAAUAUCUCGAAACAGGUGUGAUCCCGAGAAUUCGUUCCAAGUGGAUCCGCCUUG
This is a messenger RNA of Dermacentor silvarum, 2680 nucleotides long. RefSeq lists its product as uncharacterized. The coding region runs from base 502 to 1083 and encodes 193 amino acids. The transcript has 2 exons. The record is from RefSeq and is a predicted model, not a curated record. Lineage: Eukaryota; Metazoa; Arthropoda; Arachnida; Ixodida; Ixodidae.